Exophiala bonariae is the source of this 1440-nucleotide messenger RNA. RefSeq lists its product as uncharacterized. Lineage: Eukaryota; Fungi; Ascomycota; Eurotiomycetes; Chaetothyriales; Herpotrichiellaceae. Bases 1 to 1440 code for a protein of 479 amino acids. The record is from RefSeq and is a predicted model, not a curated record. The transcript has 4 exons. Gene Ontology annotation, molecular function: hydrolase activity; protein binding.
AUGGCAGCGGCUUCAGAUAAGACAGCCGCCACUGCACUGAAACAGAAGGGAAACAAAGCCUUUGCAGAACAUGACUGGCCCACGGCGAUUGAUUUCUACACAAAAGCAAUCGAGAAAUACGACCAAGAUCCUUCCUUCUUCUGCAAUCGAGCGCAGGCAAAUAUCAAACUCGAGGCGUACGGCUAUGCUAUCGCAGACGCCACAUCGGCCAUCGAGCUCGAUAAGGAUUACGUCAAGGCAUACUGGAGAAGAGCUAUUGCGAACACUGCCAUCCUCAAUUCCCAAGAAGCCGUUCGAGAUUUCAAGAUUGUGGUUAGGAAAGAGCCAAACAACAAGGAUGCCAGACUCAAGCUGUCAGAGUGUGAGAAACUCCUCAAGAAGAUCCAGUUCCUCAAGGCGAUCGAAGUCAGCGAUCCUCCUUCGGCCUUUGAAGGUCUCGAUAUCAACUCGAUAGAGGUCGACCAGUCCUACGAUGGAGUACGGUUAGAAGAAGAAAUGACACAAGAAUUCAUCGACGACAUGAUAGAGCGCUUCAAGAACGGCAAGAAGAUCCACAAGAAAUAUGUGUUCCAGAUCAUCAAAGCCGUACGAGAUAUUGUGUACGAUGAGAACACCAUGGUCGAGAUGGAAGUUGAGCCUGGUACACAACUGACGAUAUGUGGUGACACCCAUGGACAAUACUUUGAUCUCCUGGAGAUUUUCCGGCUCAGCGGCUUCCCCACCGAAAAACACUCGUAUCUCUUCAACGGUGAUUUCGUAGAUCGUGGAUCAUGGUCUACCGAAAUCGCGCUGCUCCUCUACUCGUACAAGUGGCUGCGACCCAAACAGUUCUUCUUGAACCGAGGAAACCACGAGACAGACGAUAUGAAUCGGGUGUAUGGAUUUGAGGGCGAAUGCAAGGCCAAGUACAACGAGAAGACCUUCAAGCUGUUUUCCGAAUCCUUCUCUGCUCUCCCCUUGGCUACCCUGGUUGGCAAGAAGUAUCUGGUUCUACACGGUGGUCUGUUCUCAGACGACAAGACCACUUUGGACGACAUUCGCAAACUCGAUCGUCAUGUCCAGCGACAGCCUGGUCAGCAAGGCUUGAUGAUGGAGAUGCUAUGGACUGAUCCUCAGACUGAACCCGGACGCGGACCCAGCAAGCGAGGAGUUGGCUUGCAGUUUGGACCUGAUGUGACGAAACGCUUCUGUGAGAACAAUGGUCUCGAGGCAGUCAUUCGAAGCCACGAGGUCAGAAUGGAUGGCUACGAGGUGGAACAUGAUGGCAGGUGUAUUACCGUAUUCUCCGCUCCCAAAUAUUGCGAUACGACCGAGAACAAAGGUGCUUACAUCAACGUUGGGCCUGAAUUGAAGCUUGAAUAUCAUCAAUUUGAAGCAGUACCCCACCCCGACAUCAAGCCAAUGGCUUACGCAAAUAAUUCCUUGAUGUCGGGCAUGUAA